CGUUUUGCCAUCGGCCAACACCAAUGGAAUCGCGCACCACCAGCACAGCCGCGGCCGGCGUUUCCCUUCCCUUCUAUCUCGAACGAGCGGCUCCUGGAGAGAAGCCCUAGCGCCGCCGCCGGUCUCCGCCGCCCGGAGUCCUCGUAUCCAGUGCUGCACCGCUGCGCGCCCGGAGAUCACUCACCGCCGAGCAUCCGGAGCCUCUCGUCUUCAUCUUCCUUUCCCUUUCCCUCUCGGCCGCGAGGCGAGGCCACCAGUCGACGCGCCUCUUGCCUGAUUCCUCCCGGCGGCCCGUUUCUCUCGAAGCCUCACGCUAACCUCGAACCCUCCGCGUCCUUCUUCGGAAGCGAAGCACGCCGCCUUUUCUGGACUGGCGCGGAGUGGAGAUCCAUCCGGACCUUGAUUUUUCUCUUCUUGUGGUCCAGCUUUCUCCAUGGUUCUUGGCAGCAAGAUUUUCCGCCAGAAAACCUUGUACGAGGUUCUAUCGGUAAGUGAAGAUGCGUCUUAUGAUGAAAUCCGUGCAGCAUACAAGUCUGCUGCUCUAAAUACACAUCCGGACAAAGCACACACAACUCUUGAGUCAUCUGUGCCUUCCAAUGAGCAACAGGAAUUUCUGAGCGUCCAGAAAGCAUGGGAAAUCCUACGCAGUUCUAAAUCUAGAGCCGACUAUGAUAAGCAGCUGCAAUCAUCCAGACAGAACAUUGAGAUCAUUGCAUCCGAAAUCGAAGUUGGGGAUAUGAUCAUCGAGAGCACUGCUGAUUCUAUGGAGCUGUUGUACCCAUGCAGGUGUGGCGAUUAUUUUUCAAUCACUUCAUGUGAACUGGGUGAUAUGGGAAUUUUGGUCACUGAUGAUGGAGAAGUAGAUCCGCAGGCGUCCAAUCCUGCAUCGGCUUCUGUUGUUCUGGGCUGUGGCUCAUGUUCUCUAAAAACACGAUUGGUUAUAGAUAAAACUUCAUGAUAUAUUUCUACCUCCAGUUGUAUGUUGUUCAUCAAUGAUCAGUUUAAACAAAUGACCACAUAUUUUUCAAGAAUAUAGCAGCAAUUGUCUUGAAAAUACUGCACUGAAAGCUUGCUUGUUCUUUCUUUUGCGAGGAUGUAUUGUAAGACCCUGAUGAUUGCAUUGUGACAAGUGAUGUUUUGAGCGUUGUAAUCA
Messenger RNA from Phragmites australis (common reed), 1153 nucleotides. RefSeq lists its product as uncharacterized. NCBI's taxonomy places the organism in Eukaryota, Viridiplantae, Streptophyta, Magnoliopsida, Poales, Poaceae. Gene Ontology annotation, biological process: tRNA wobble uridine modification; protein histidyl modification to diphthamide. Gene Ontology annotation, molecular function: metal ion binding. The transcript has 2 exons. The record is from RefSeq and is a predicted model, not a curated record. The coding region runs from base 434 to 958 and encodes 174 amino acids. Gene Ontology annotation, cellular component: nucleus; cytosol.